Messenger RNA from Anarrhichthys ocellatus (wolf-eel), 1087 nucleotides. Its product is annotated as T-cell-specific surface glycoprotein CD28. The transcript is spliced from 4 exons. Gene Ontology annotation, cellular component: external side of plasma membrane. Gene Ontology annotation, biological process: regulation of T cell proliferation; T cell receptor signaling pathway. The coding region runs from base 195 to 863 and encodes 222 amino acids. The record is from RefSeq and is a predicted model, not a curated record. NCBI's taxonomy places the organism in Eukaryota, Metazoa, Chordata, Actinopteri, Perciformes, Anarhichadidae.
UGGGAGUGCUUCGAUGUCACAAUUGAAUUGCACAGUGAGGAUAUGAUGUAUUACCAGGUUUGAUAUUGGAGUAACCAGAUCAGAUUUCUCUUUCAGCGUACAGUCAAUGCAGCCCGCUGAAGGAGCUUGGAGUUUGAGCAGAUGAGAGAAAGCCUUGGGGGGCGAGUUCACAGUCUCGGCGCAAAAAGAUCAAGAUGAGAGCGUGCUGGGUGCUCAUGAUGCUCCUGAGCUGCAGGUUAUUUCACACCACCAAGUUCCAGGACGCCUGCAAAGACCAGAUACAAAUUGUCUGUGUGCCUGCCGGAGACAACGUGUCUGUGCCCUGCCCGAAGUUGACCGGCCAACACGUGACAUUCGACCUUUACCAAGACGAUGAAGUGAUCUACAACCAAAUGUACAUCCGUGACAAGCAGGCACCCACCUGUAAACCGAGAUACACCAGGGCUGGCGUGGAAGUGCGUGAAAACACGGACAAUGAAUCGUUCAGUUUCACGCUCACCGGGGUGAAUGCCAACAGCUAUGGUAUCUACAGGUGUGAGGGCACAGACAUGUUCCCUCCUCCCUUCAGGAGAAGUACUCUGUGGAUGCUAAUGCUUGUGGAAGGACACCAAUGCAACUUCAACAAUGUCUCCAUAACACCUAAAGCAAGUGGAGAUCAGAAAGAUGGAUUCCUCUGGAUUUGGAUUCUGGGGCUGGUAUUUCUUUGCAUCUACAGCGUGAUCAUCACCAUCAUUGCCAGCAUCAUCUGGGUCAACUGGAGGAGGUCGGACUCCCAGAGUGACUACAUGAACACCAAACCCAAAGCACACAAGAACCGCAAGAAGAACAGAGGGGUUCAGAUCCCGAUACCACGACACUUCUGAUCACCCGUGCAUCUCAUCCCCGUUAGUUCAGACGCAAACACGGUGGGGGGGGGGGGGGGUUCCUUGCACCAGCUCGCCCUGGAUGGUGUAAUAUUAGGAGUCAAGUUUUCUUCAGUUCCUUUUUUUUGUAUUUCAGUACGAGUUAUGUGUCGACGUAGCGAAAGUAGCAGUUCUUUCUUUGGCAGUUGUGGUUUUAUAAAACAAUAAAAAAAGAGUGCACCCAG